Messenger RNA from Closterium sp. Naga37s-1, 1812 nucleotides. NCBI's taxonomy places the organism in Eukaryota, Viridiplantae, Streptophyta, Zygnematophyceae, Desmidiales, Closteriaceae. The record is from the annotation of a GenBank genome assembly.
AUGCAGCGCGGGAUAGUGGUGGUUACACCCGCACUCGACGCUGUAUUCAAGGCGGCUCGGACAUCAGGGACUCUCAACCUCUCAGGGAAAGAUCUCAAGGAAGUGCCUCCCGAAGUGUACUCGCUGCUGGACGACGUUCCUCAGUCCGAAAAGUGGUGGGAGGCCGUGGAACUGCAGAAGGUGCUGCUGGCGCGCAACAGCCUCACCCACAUCUCAGAGGAGAUCGGCCGCCUGCCCUGCCUCACGUGGCUUGAUGUUAGCUAUAAUGCCCUGCCCCGCCUGCCCGCUGCUGUUGGCAAGCUGGUGGAGCUCAAGAGUCUGCUGGCGAGCCAUAACAAGCUGGAGUGCCUGCCAGAGGAGAUCGGCGGUGCAGCGAACCUGGUCAAGCUGGAUGUCUCCCACAACGUGCUAGAAGGCCUUCCUGCUGCUCUUGCCGCCUGCACACUCCUCUCCCACCUCGAGGCCUGCUCCAACCGCAUCGCUUCCCUGCCAGCCUCCCUGGGUGCCUGCACUGCGCUCUCUCAUCUCAAUCUCGAGAACAACCAGCUGCAGAGCAUCCCCUCGCCUCUGCUCUCCUCGCUCCGCAAUCUAAGGCAUCUCGACCUUGGCCGCAACCAGCUGCAGGCUCUCCCGGACGACAUAGGAGGCCUCUCGUCUCUCCUCCACCUCAAUGCCUCCCAGAACCGCCUUGUUUCUGUUCCAUCCACCAUCGGUGCCUGCACCUCCCUGCUGGAGUUACACCUGGGUCGCAACAAGCUGAAGCAGCUGCCAGCCGAAAUCGGCCAGUUGCGCUCCCUUGUGACCCUCUCUGUUCCUUCCAAUAAGCUGGAGGACCUCCCCCCAUCGCUGCGCCGCCUGAGCAUUCAGGCUAUUGAUGUCUCCGACAAUGACCUCCCCACCCUGCCUGCCUGGCUCGGUAGCAUGACAUCGCUGCAGAGGGUCGCAGCAGCAGGCAAUCCGAUCAGAACAAUCCGAAGCACGCUCAUCAACGGCCCUGCCAAGAACCUUCUGGACUAUCUGCGCUCUCGCCUCCCUGCUGCUUCUGCUGAUGACAACGACUCAGAUACUGCCAGCGCUGCUGCACCUGCUGCAUUGCGUGAUCUGACUCUAGAAUCACCGCGGGCUGCUGCUGCUGCUGCUGCGCCUGCCGCUGCUGCUGCUGCUCCUGCCGCUGCUGCUGCUGCUGUGACUGCUGCUGAGGCUGACUCGGUGCCACAGAUUUUGCAAUCGAGGCAGAUCGAGGAGAUAAAGAGCGGAUUAGGAGACAGGGUGGAGAGAGCAGGAGGAGUGGAGGGAGGGGUGGAGGAGGAGGGAGGUGCGGUGGCGGCUGCAGAAGCAGCAGUGGCAGAGCCAUGGCUGAGGGAGUGCUUUGAGGGAGGGACACUCCAGCUGUCAAAGAAGAGCCUAGAAGAGCUGCCACGUGGCAUCACGGCAUUGGCUGUGGGUGACAUCCCACUGACGUCCAUCAACGCCUCUCACAACUCUCUCACCUCGUUGCCCUCCUUCCUCUCAACCUGCACCUCCCUCGCGGAGCUAGACCUUUCAACCAAUAAGAUCGCAGCCUGGCCUUCCCUCGCUCUGCGCUCUCUCCCAUUGCUCCGCACGCUCUCCCUCGCAAACAACCCCCUGGGGCAGGUGGGGCUGGGGCAGGUGUGGAUAGGGGCGGUUGGGACUGGAGCAGACGCUGCAAAGCAGGUGGGGACUAAGUCGAGUUCAGAAUUCACGUUUUGUUGCUCUGCGCUGGCUCGCUCCCACCAUGUCGCACCCUCUCCCUCCCCACCGACCCUCUGGGACAGGUGUGGCUGGGGCUAG